Messenger RNA from Labrus mixtus (cuckoo wrasse), 4357 nucleotides. It is a transcript of the gene rasgrf2b, whose product is annotated as Ras protein-specific guanine nucleotide-releasing factor 2b. The record is from RefSeq and is a predicted model, not a curated record. NCBI's taxonomy places the organism in Eukaryota, Metazoa, Chordata, Actinopteri, Labriformes, Labridae. The transcript has 29 exons. Gene Ontology annotation, biological process: Ras protein signal transduction; positive regulation of GTPase activity. The annotation marks the transcript as partial. Gene Ontology annotation, molecular function: protein binding; guanyl-nucleotide exchange factor activity. Gene Ontology annotation, cellular component: plasma membrane.
UCUCACACACACGCUCCGCCUUAAUUCCGCCAACUCCAGGAUCAGCGCGCAUCACCAGAGAGAGAGAAAGAUAGAGAGACCUUGUGGCACUCAGUGCUUGUGUUUGAGAGAGAGUUAACCACUGUCAAAGCCGAUUACAGUUACCGGGUCUGUGAUUCUGUCAUCGUCUGUGCACUUGAGGGUUCUCCCCGUUUGUGAACGACACGCCUCUCUUAUUCUCCUUUCUUGUUUGUUGUUGUUUAUUUACAGAAGCGUGUUUUUGACAGCGAGAAGCAUGGAUUUAUUUUAGCGACUGUGGGAGUCGGACAGAUGUACUAUGAGUUCCUCUGCAGAAGCGCUCCCGUCAGCGGGGCAACUUUUCCGUGCGCCACGGCGCCCUUGAUCCACGCGUAUCUCGGUGCCAAAGUUUACACGCAAGCCCUCCAUGCAUGCGACGAUGGGCUCGCGGUGAAAGCACCAUAGUCCCACUUUGUUCUCUCUUCCAAACCGAACGGCGAAAAUGCAGAAGAGCGUCCGCUACAACGAAGGACACGCGCUGUUUCUGUCGGUGGUCGCGCGUAAAGAGGGGACUAAGCGCGGCUACCUGUGCAAGAAGACAGCGGAGAACAGUCGAUGGCACGAGAAGUUCUUCGCCCUCUACCAGAAUGUACUGUUCUACUUCGAGAACGAGCAGAGCGCGCGACCUGCAGGGAUUUACCUGUUGGAAGGAUGCACCUGCGAGCGCACGCCGGCGCCAAAGAUGUCCACCACUGGGAAGGAGGCGCUGGAGAAACAGCACUACUUCCUGAUCGUGUUUGGCCACGAUGGACAGAAGCCUCUGGAGCUGCGGACGGAGGAGGAGAGUGAGUGCGACGAAUGGGUGGAGGCCAUCCAGCAGGCGAGUUACUCUGACAUCAUCAUUGAACGUGAGGUGCUGAUGCAGAAAUACAUCCACCUCGUGCAGAUUGUGGAGACUGAGAAGGUGGCUGCCAAUCAGCUGCGCACCCAACUAGAAGAUCAGGACACUGAAAUUGAGAGGCUCAAAGCAGAGAUUGUAGCUCUGAACAAAACUAAGGAGCGAAUGCGGCCUUACCAUGUCAACCAUGAAAAUGAAGAUCCAGAUAUCAAAAAGAUCAAAAAGGUGCAGAGCUUCAUGCGGGGCUGGCUCUGUCGGAGGAAGUGGAAGAUCAUCGUUCAGGACUAUAUCUGCUCUCCUCACGCUGAGAGCAUGAGGAAGAGGAACCAGAUUGUCUUCAACAUGGUGGAGGCAGAGACAGAGUACGUCCACCAGCUCUACAUCCUGGUCAACUGUUUCCUCAGACCUCUGAGGAUGGCUGCCAGUUCCAAGAAACCCCCCAUCAGCCACGAUGACGUCAGCAGCAUCUUCCUCAACAGCGAGACCAUUAUGUUCCUACAUGAGAUCUUCCAUCAAGGCUUGAAGGCGAGGAUAGCCAACUGGCCAACUUUGGUGCUGGCUGACCUGUUUGACAUCCUGCUGCCCAUGCUGAACAUCUAUCAGGAGUUUGUGCGCAACCAUCAGUACAGCCUGCAGGUUUUGGCCAACUGUAAGCAGAACAGAGACUUUGACAAGCUGCUGAAACAGUACGAGUCUAACGCUGCCUGUGAGGGGAGGAUGCUGGAGACCUUUCUCACAUACCCUAUGUUCCAGAUUCCUCGCUACAUCAUCACCUUGCAUGAGUUGUUGGCGCACACGCCUCACGAGCAUGUAGAGCGCAAGAGUCUAGAAUUUGCCAAGUCCAAAUUGGAGGAACUGUCGAGAGUCAUGCACGACGAGGUCAGUGACACUGAGAACAUCAGGAAGAACCUGGCUAUAGAGAGGAUGAUAGUGGAGGGCUGUGACAUCCUCCUUGACACAAGCCAGACCUUUGUGAGGCAGGGCUCUCUGAUCCAGCUGCCGUCAGUGGAGCGAGGGAAACUGAGUAAGGUCCGCCUCGGCUCUCUCUCCCUGAAGAAGGAAGGGGAAAGACAGUGCUUCCUCUUCACCAAACAUUUCCUCGUCUGUACACGCAGCUCUGGUGGAAAACUGCACCUCCUCAAGCAAGGCGGAGUCUUGUCCCUGAUUGACUGCACGCUCAUAGAGGAACCAGAUGCCAGUGACGAGGAGUCUAAAGCAGGCGGUCAGGUUUUUGGCCAGCUGGACUUCAAGUUGGUGGUGGAGCCGUCAGACUCGCCUUCGUUCACGGUGGUGUUACUGGCACCGUCACGGCAGGAGAAGGCAGCGUGGACCAGCGAUAUUAGCCAGUGUAUAGAUAACAUCCGCUGUAAUGGCUUGAUGACCAGUGUAUUUGAGGAGAACUCUAAAGUCACUGUGCCUCAUAUGAUCAAAUCCGAUGUGCGUCUCCAUAAAGAUGAUGUUGACAUUUGCUUCAGCAAGACGCUCAACUCCUGCAAGGUCCCCCAGAUCCGCUACGCCAGCGUGGAGCGGCUGCUGGAGAGGCUGACAGAUCUGCGCUUCCUCUCCAUCGACUUCCUCAACACCUUCCUGCACACGUACAGGAUCUUUACCACGGCAACGGUCGUCAUGGACAAACUGGCCGACAUCUACAAGAAGCCCUUCUCGUCGAUACCUAUCAGGGCACAGUACCACUCAUUUGAUCGUCUGUCCAUCUCAUCCAUGUGUCCUGACUACAGUAUGAAGAUCAAGAAGAUAGCCGUGGACCAGUCCAAGUCUCUGGAGCUUUUCUUUGCCACCAAUCAGAAUAACAGAAGUGGUGAGCACACAAAUGACAAAUCACCUCGUCUCUGCCGCAAGUUCUCCUCUCCGCCUCCUCUGUCCAUCCCUUCCCGCACUUCCUCUCCCGUCCGUACACGAAAGCUCUCCCUCCACUCCCCUAUCACUGGCAGGGUCGGAGGGCUCGACCUGACCAGUCCCCUGUCAAACUCCAGCACUAACCAUAGCACUUCCCAGUCUGCUGCCAGUAGCCCCACAUCUGCCCACACCCCCCAAACCCCCACGCCUCAGACUCCCACUCCAACCACCUCCUCUCCGUCUCCUCCUCUCUCCUCUACCUCUCCACCGCCAAACAAUUCCAAGCCACCACAAGAACAAGCUCCUCCCAUUCCCUCGUCUCCGGAUCAGAGUCCUUGCUCAACUACCGAAGGGGAGGAGGUGCAAAAGAUCGACCCUUUCUGCGGCAAACUGAGAAGGAGCAUCCGCAGAACUGUGCUCGAGUCUGUGUCACUGGAGAAAAUUAUCCCUGAGUCUCCUCAGACCAGUGAAGCAGGAGACAUGUCUCCAUGUCGCUCCCCUUCUACACCUCGGCACCUCCGCUACAGACAGCCUGGAGUCCAGUCCGGGGAGAACUCACGCUGUCCAGUCUCUCCUGCUUCAGCGUUCGCUAUCGCCACCGCUGCAGCAGGCCAUGGUUCACCACCAGUGUUUACUAACUCUGAAAGAACUUGUGAUAAAGAUUUCAUCAUCCGCCGCGCUGCAACUAACAGAGUUCUCAACGUGCUGAGGCACUGGGUCUCCAAACACUCGCAGGACUUUGAGAUGAAUGGGGACCUGAAGAUGUCGGUGAUCUGUCUCCUGGAGGAGGUGCUGAGAGAUCCGGACCUCCUGCCUCAGGAGAGGAAAGCUACUGCCAACAUAUUAAGUGCCCUUUCUCAGGACGAGCAGGAUGAUGCCCAGCUGAGGAUAGAGGAUAUCUUACAGAUGGCUGACUGUCCGAAGGCCGAGUGUUUCGAGUCUCUCUCUGCGAUGGAGCUGGCGGAGCAGAUCACGCUGCUGGAUCACAUCGUCUUCAGGAGCAUUCCUUAUGAAGAGUUCCUCGGCCAGGGCUGGAUGAAGGUGGAUAAGACAGAGAGGACGCCCUACAUCAUGAAAACCAGCCAACACUUCAAUGAUAUGAGUAACCUGGUGGCAUCACAGAUCAUGACCCACACAGACGUAGGCUCGAGGGCCAGCUCCAUAGAGAAGUGGGUCGCUGUGGCUGACAUCUGCCGCUGUCUCAACAACUACAACGGAGUUCUGGAGAUUACAUCUGCACUCAACCGCAGCGCCAUCUACCGCCUGAAGAAGACCUGGGCUAAAGUCAGCAAACAGACUAAAGCGCUGAUGGACAAACUGCAGAAGACUGUGUCCUCUGAGGGGAGGUUUAAAAAUCUGAGGGAAACCUUAAAAAACUGCAACCCUCCAUGUGUGCCAUACCUGGGAAUGUAUCUAACAGACCUGGCCUUUAUUGAGGAGGGAACUCCUAAUUUUACAGAGGAGGGUCUCGUUAACUUCUCCAAAAUGAGGAUGAUAUCACACAUCAUCAGAGAGAUCCGACAAUUUCAGCAGACUCCGUACAGAAUAGAGCAUCAAGCCAAGGUGACCCAGUACCUCCUGGAUAAGACUCUGAUCAUGGAUGAAGAC